Musca domestica (house fly) is the source of this 1192-nucleotide messenger RNA. RefSeq names its product alcohol dehydrogenase. Gene Ontology annotation, cellular component: cytoplasm. The transcript is spliced from 3 exons. The record is from RefSeq and is a predicted model, not a curated record. Gene Ontology annotation, molecular function: oxidoreductase activity, acting on the CH-OH group of donors, NAD or NADP as acceptor. Bases 317 to 1102 code for a protein of 261 amino acids. Lineage: Eukaryota; Metazoa; Arthropoda; Insecta; Diptera; Muscidae.
GGUAGGCUGCGCGGUAUACGUUGGUAGCCAAAGACUAAAAAACGUUAUUUGUGAAUAAAACAAUAGAACAGGUGUGUUUGUCUAUCAAAGUCAGCGAUUAAAUUAAUACAAAUACCAGAUAUCUUCUUCAAAAUUCCAUAUACUAAGUGUUAACAAACGUAGGAACUGGAUUUCACAUUGUCUACGAGUUCGUUUUUAAUUCAAGUUGGGUGAAGUAGGCGAACAGCAUUUUUGGCGAUUAGAGAACUGCACUUACUUUGAAAGUCUCUGUCGACCACUUCAGCUACAUCAGAAAAUUAUCCGAAUCUUUGGCGUUAUGGACUUAAACGGAAAAAAUGUGAUCUAUAUCGGUGGAUUUGGAGGUAUUGGAGAGAAGUGUGUUGAGGCUUUUCUGAAGAACGGUGUGAAAAGUCUUUUGAUUUUGGAUUUGCAUUGCAAUGACGAGUUACUAAAACAUUUGCAAAAUUCGUAUAAACUAUCCUACGUCGAUUAUAUACCCUUAAACAUUACCAACUGUAAUGAAAUACGCGAAGCUUUUCAGAAAGCUAAGGCCAUGAUAAGUGUGUUUGACGUGGUGGUAAAUGGCGCUGGUAUUGUGGAUGAGGAAAAAGUCGAUCAAAUAGUUCAAAUUAAUUUAACAGGUCUUAUACACAGCAGCCUGAUUGCCUUGGAGCACAUGAGCAGGGCCAAUGGAGGACGAGGAGGUUGCAUUGUUAAUAUAUCAUCGAUAGCAGGUUUGAACCCAACCGAAAUUUGUUGCAUCUAUGGUGCAACGAAGAGUGCCGUUCUUUAUUUCACCAGGACUCUGGCGAAACCCAUUUAUUUCAACAAAACUGGUGUCAGUUUUAUAACAAUUUGCCCCGGAGGAACAGCAACGCCGAUGUUUCAACAAGCAUUCUCCCAAAUGAUAGGAAUCAAACAUUUUCCUCAAUUUUCAAAUGUUCUCAAAUCGAUGAAGCCUCAAAGCGCCACAGCACUUGCCGAAAAUCUAAUGGAAGUUCUGAAGACGGCUGCCAACGGUUCAACGUGGGUCCUAAACGACGGAAAAAUAGAACAGAUUACAUUUCCGGAAAUAUGGGGAUCGGCAAUGAAAUUGAAUUAGAAUGUUCGCUUGAAGGGUGAAAUAAAUAACAAACUGUUAAAACAUAAAUAAAAAAAACGCCAAAAAUAUAAAUAUAUCUUAGAAACCGAA